This is a messenger RNA of Chelonus insularis, 3530 nucleotides long. RefSeq names its product Ionotropic receptor 93a (gene Ir93a). The coding region runs from base 821 to 3520 and encodes 899 amino acids. NCBI's taxonomy places the organism in Eukaryota, Metazoa, Arthropoda, Insecta, Hymenoptera, Braconidae. Gene Ontology annotation, biological process: monoatomic ion transport. The record is from RefSeq and is a predicted model, not a curated record. Gene Ontology annotation, molecular function: signaling receptor activity; ligand-gated monoatomic ion channel activity. The transcript has 14 exons. Gene Ontology annotation, cellular component: membrane.
UAUAAAGUACAAAGAUUUCUAUUUCUCUCUGAGCUCUUAUACAUAUUCUAAGAAAUUACCAACUGUGAAAGGAAUUUUUUCAUAUGAAGUCUCUGGUCAAGAAUGUUUAAAUCUUUUAUGUAAAUUAAAACAGAAGUUAUGUGUGGCUUUGCUGUUUCAUGAAUUUCUCAGAAUUAUUGCAUAUCCAUGCCCAGCUUGAAAUGAUCAAAUUCUAAAUUCAACGUGUGUUUAUCAAAACACAAACCUUGAUGAUAAUAUUGAAGACAAUAUAAAAUUUUCUGAAUCAAAAUAUUGCCUAUCGAAAAGAGAUCAUGAGCUAUUAAUUGAGCUAGAAGCAGUCAUAACGCUAGCUUUCUACUUGGUCAUACAGAAAUGCAAUUUAUUAAAGAUAAUUGUUGGCGACUACAUUAAUUAAAUUCUCGACAAGACAUGCUGGCAAAUUUAGAGCAAAAUUUGAUAAGAAAUAGCUUUUAAAGCUCCAAUUAUCUUAGCUACUUUCUGUUGGAACGAAACAAAUCGUUUACCCAAGGUAUAUAAGAAUAUCUCAAUAUCAUGGUAAAGUUUUCCUAAAACAAUAGACAAAACAUUACACUGAUGAUAAAGUAAAAACAUAAAUAAAGAAUUGAGGCUACAUGAUAAAAUAUUGAAAUAAUGCUGAUUGAAAUGUGAAUUUCUCAUUAAAAAUUACAUUAGUAGACGGCAAUCACUAUCGAUUUUUUAUGCAAUCAAUUUCUUAGCUAACUUUAGGAUUUAUUUCACCGGACUUGAUAUUUAUUACUGUAGAAUACUUGACACAGUUGUUUUUCCAAGAAAAAAUAUAAUGGAUAUUUUUAUUCCAAUAUCAUUGUUAUUUCUUUUAAAAUUUGUUACUUGUUUUACUGAUUUUCCAUCACUUAUGAUUGCAAAUGCCACCAUGGUGUUUAUUAUAGAAAGACCAUUUUAUGAGAGAAAAAUAUUAUUUGAAGAAACUGGAAACCAAAAAAAAGAUUCCUAUGAAAGGAGUGUUGCUACUUUUACAGGUGUUUUAACAAAAGUAGUUCGGGAAAAAAUGAAAACUACUGGAUUAUUAAUUGUUGUUUAUGAUGAUAUUGAAACUAAUUUAGCAAGAGAUUACACUAUUAUAUUAUCAGUUGCAACAUGUAGCACAACAUGGAGAUUAUUCCGUCGUGCCAGAAAGGAAAAACUUGUACAUUUAGCAUUAACAGAUUCAAAUUGUCCACGACUUCCUAAUGAUGGAGGAAUCAGUAUUCCUUUAAUACAACCUGGCAAAGAACUUCCUCAAAUAUUUUAUGAUUUGAGAAAUUUUCAACAAUUGAAAUGGAAUCAAGUUCAUAUAAUUUAUGAUGAAGUUGUUCAGAAAGAUGAAAUUGGACAAGUGUCAAAAGCUUUUACUAAUGAUUUAUUUCAAUCUAAAUAUAAAUUAGCUACACAUUAUUUAUACUUUUUAAAAACAGCUUCAUCUAAUGCUAUGACCAAACAUAGAUUAAAAAAAUUGCUUGGAAAUUUUCCUCGUUUUCGUUCGAUAGAUGAAAAUUUUUUAAUCAUAAUUAGUUAUAAACUGAUACCUUUAUUCCUUGAAUGUGCAAGAGUGCAGAAAAUGCUUCAUCCCGAUAGCCAAUGGCUUUUUGUAAUUCCAGAUAUGCCAGAAAAUUUACGUAGAAACAUUUCAUUUUUACAAGAUUAUCUUGAAGAAGGAGAAAACAUAGCUUUUUUGUACAACAAAACAAAUUUAAAAAAUAUCCAAAAUAAUGAAAAAUGUCGAAACAAACCAGUUUGCUAUGCUAAAGAAAUAGUUGGAGCUCUAGCAAUUGCUAUAGAAAAUGCUUUAUCAAUGGAAAUUGAAUUAUUUAAUUCAACUACUGAAGAAGAAUUUGAAUCUCUAGGAAUAACUAAAUCAACUAGAAGUAAAGAAAUUAUCAAGUUGAUGAGAAGUGAACUGUUCAAUGGUACCCGGCUUCUGAAUCAUAGUGUUGCUUGUGGUCAAUGUAUUAAAUGGAUUUUAGUCUCGGCAUUGACAUGGGGUAAUAGAAUUGGGCCUGAUAGUCAGUUUCAAGCCUAUGAAUUAAAAGAAACUGGAAUAUGGAUGAUUGAUUCAGGUUUUAAACUUAAUGACCAUAUUUUUCCACAUAUCAUCAAUGGAUUUUUAGGAAAAUCAUUACCUGUUGUUACAUAUCAUAAUCCGCCAUGGCAAUUUAAGAAGAUAAAACAACAUUCUACUGGAGUAAAUGAAACCAAGUGGGAUGGAUUUAUUUUUGAUAUCAUGGAAGAGUUAUCGAGAGUUCUCAAUUUUACACUAAAAAUUAUUGUCAUUGAUUCUUCACCUGAAAUAAUGGCAUCUAAAAAUGAUACAAAAAAAUCAGCAAUGUCAGCCGCAGAAAAAGUUCCUGAUGAAGUAACAGCAUUAGUACGAAAAAGAGAAGUAUUUAUGGCAGCGUGUGCUUAUACUAAUGGAAUUUAUCAUGAUGAUACUGCAUUGAAUUUUACAAUUCCUUUAACAGUUCAAACAUAUGGAUUAUUAACUCCGAAACCAAAACCUUUAUCUAGAGUUCUUCUAUUUACAAUGCCAUAUUCAAUGGAGGCUUGGGCCUGUAUUGCGUCAUCAAUCAUUCUUGUAGGACCAAUAUUAUUUAUAGUACAUGCAUAUAGUCCUCGAAGAGAUUACGAUCCUGAGAAUCCGUUGAAAGAGAAUUUAGGAACUCUUGCGUCUCCGCUUAAAUGUAUGUGGUAUAUUUAUGGAGCUCUUCUUCAACAAGGUGGAAUGAACUUACCUAAAACAGAUGGUGCCCGUCUUAUUGUUGGUACUUGGUGGCUUGUAGUAAUGAUAAUUGUUGCUACUUAUUCUGGUAGUCUAGUGGCUUUUUUGACAUUCCCAAAAAUGGAAGCCACAAUAUUAACUAUUGACGAUUUAUUACAACGUCAAGCUGAAUUUACUUGGAGUUUACCGGCUGGUAGCUUUUUCGAAACCUUUUUGUCAAUUAAUAACAAUGAAGAUAUUUUGAAUUAUAGACAAUUACUCCCAGAUCAUGAACCUCACGCUGAGAAACAUAACACUGUUAGUUAUCGGAAAAAUAUUGAAAGAGUUAAAAAAGAAAAACACGCUGUCAUUGAUUGGACAAAUGCACUCAAAAUAUCAGCUAGAAAUGAAUAUAUAAAUGAUGGUGUUUGUCAUUUUGCACUUGGAACUAAUAUUUUAGCUUUAGAAGAACCAAUUGCAAUGAUCGUUCCAGCUCAUAGUCCAUACCUGAAUUUGAUCAAUGUCCAGUUGCGAAGAAUGCAUGAAUCAGGAUUAAUAAACAAAUGGAUAAGAAGUUGGAUAUCAACAAAAGACGAGUGUUCAGACAAUAAUGGUUACAAUCAAGAAGCAAGUAAUCACAAGGUUGAUCUACAUGACAUGCAAGGAAUUUUCUUUGUUCUUUUUUUUGGUUAUUUAAUUUCAUCUAUUUUCUUAGGUUUUGAAUUUUACCGAUAUCAACGUAAAGUAGCCAAAGAACGCAAGUUGAUUCAUCCUUUUCUUGAAUGAUUACUUAACU